AUGGGCAACUCUGUAGAUCAUCUCUCUAGCGGUAAAACUGUUGAAAGCCGCGAAGUAGUGACAAAAUAUGGCAAAUUAAUUGGUAGACGUCUGGAAAUCGGUAACGAUAAACAAGUUGAUUUAUUCCUUGGGGUCCCAUAUGCUAAGCCACCUAAUGAACCGCUCGAUAAGUGGGAAGGAGUUCGAAAGUGUGAGAAAUUCGGAGCGCGUGGUAUUCAGAAAGAUCUUGUGAUUCUUGAUAAAUGGAAGUAUGGUCAUACGAGCGAAGACAAUCUUUACCUUAAUGUUUUUACACCUGUUUGGGCACUACCAGCCGAUGGUUUCCCUGUAAUGGUUUUUGUACAUGGUGGUGGAUUCGUCUCUGACUCUAGUGUGAAAUAUGGGGAUGUUGGCAUUUGUCGUCAUUUGGUAUGUGCUUGGCGUUUGACCACCUUGUUGACAGAUGCUUUAAUUUUGAGAUAUAGUCUUUUAACUGACGUCGUUAGUGUCCUUAGCUUUUAUUUCACUUGGGACGGUUUUGAACGAUUGCAUUGUGGCUAUCCUCUUUUCGAAGCAAUGAAAAUACCGCUUGGGGUGAAAAAUGAUGUUGUUGUCGUUACGGUUCAAUACCGCUUGGGGUAUCUAGGAUUCUUUAGCACUGGUGAUUCAGCCUGCCCUGAUAAUCUUGCUCUUUGGGACAUGACAGCGGCGUUGACAUGGAUCCAAGAAAAUAUUGCAGCUUUUGGAGGCAACAAGAGCAAUGUAACAGUUUUUGGUCAGAGUGCAGGCGGCGUUUGUGUUGAUCUUCUAUCUUUAAGCCCUUAUUCAAGAGAUCUUUUCCAUAAAGUUAUUCCGAUGGCUGGAAAUGCUUGCUGUGACUGGGCGAUACAUGAGAAUGCGGUUGAGAAGUGCCGCGCUUUCAGCUCUCGGUUAGGAUUGAAAACAAAUAACAGUGUCGAGUUAAUAGAGAACCUACGAGAUAUUGAAGCUUCUAAGUUUGCGACAACAAUGGAGAUUAAUCCAAAUAAAAUGGAAACUGUUAUUGGCCCUCGUAUAGACUACGACUUUUUACCAAAGCCUAUUAAACUGCUCAGGGCAGAAGCUCCUUCGAAGCUUGCGCUUGUUGGCACGUGUCAGUAUGAAGGUCUAAUAUUCUCGAUCUUCAGCCGUUUGCAAAACAACUCAGUGUCAUAUUUGGAAGAAACGAUUGCACGAUUUAUCCCUGAAAGAAAUUACAGAGACUUUAAAGAUUUAAGGAGAGAAGCUUUGCGUCUUUAUCUUAACCCUGAGGACUGUUAUGACAAGAAGAAAAUCCAGGAGGCAAUCGUUAAUUUGUAUUCGGACUUCUUCCUGAAUGUUUAUACCCAAGAGUACGUGCUUGAACGUGUUUCAAAGCCGGACCAGAAGACAUUCCUGUAUUCCUUUGAUUAUUAUAAUCCGAAAAGCUGGGGCGUUCUGGGGUUUGCUUUGCCUUUCAAAGGUGCCACUCAUUGUACUGAAUUGGCUUACUUAUUUAACGUCGGAAUUAUCAUGCCAUUUACCUUCAAUGACGAUGAUAAUAAAAUGCUUGCCUUAAUGACUAAAAUGUGGACAAAUUUCGCAAAAUAUGGGGAUCCAAAUGGAGCAGAAGGAAAUGACAAGAUUUCAGAGUUUUGCUGGGAACCAGCUUCUGAAGCUAAUCCUUAUCGGUACUUGUCAAUAAAUUUAAAAAGUCAAAUGAAAGAUGAAUACGGUGAACUUCGUCCGAAGUUCUGGGCCGAUAUUCGUCAACGAGUACGACAAUAG
Molecule: messenger RNA, 1764 nt
Organism: Enterobius vermicularis (human pinworm)
Lineage: Eukaryota; Metazoa; Nematoda; Chromadorea; Rhabditida; Oxyuridae
Source: the annotation of a GenBank genome assembly